This is a messenger RNA of Sclerotinia borealis F-4128, 1509 nucleotides long. The record is from the annotation of a GenBank genome assembly. Lineage: Eukaryota; Fungi; Ascomycota; Leotiomycetes; Helotiales; Sclerotiniaceae.
AUGGGUUCUGAUCCUCAAUACGCAAAGUAUCCUCUCCUACCAAUCUCCCAACAUAUCUUCACCAUUACAAACCCAUCCGCCGCCAAAUCAGCCCAACAGACAUCAUUGAACAGUCUCCAAGAUGCAAUCACCGAACAUAAGAUGGCCCCUCUAUACAGAUAUCUGGCACACCCACAAGACGGUAUUCUGAACGAUGCCGGAGUUACCUCUUCAAGUACAACGAGCAAUGUUGUUGGUAGAAAGCCAAGUGCAGCCGGUUUGGUGGCGAGCAAGAACUCAAUACCAAAGGUCGAUUUGCCGUGGGAUGAAGCUUUAUAUCAGAAGUUGACAAAGGAGAAUGAUGAGGAGUUAGAAGGAAUCAAGAAGGAAGAGGAAGAGGCGGCGGAGAAGGCUGGAGACACUGAAGUACAAGCUGCGAGAGGGCAGCGGGCAGAAUUCUGGGCUCGAGUUGGAGACAAGGACCGAGCAAUUGCUGCAUACGAAGAAGUAUUUGAGAAGAUUGGUGUUUUGGGAACCAAGAUUGAUCUCGUCCUCGCAAUCAUUCGCAUGGCAUUAUUUUACGGCGACAAGUCAUUAGUCAAGAAGCACAUCGACCGCGCAAAGACAUUAGUAGAGAGUGGUGGAGACUGGGAUCGCCGAAACAGAUUAAAGGCAUACACCGGACUUUACCUCUUAAGCGUUCGUUCCUACAACCUCGCCGCGCCACUCCUCUUAGACAGUCUCUCUACUUUCACCAGUUACGAACUUUGCUCAUACUCAUCUCUUGUCGUAUAUUCUGUUCUCGCCGGUUCCGUCUCCCUCAAGCGUGUUGACUUCAAGUCUAAAGUCGUCGAUGCUCCAGAGAUCAAGGCCAUUCUCGGAGAUGGGGAAGAUAAACUCCUAGCAUUGUCAGGAGCCAUCUCCGCUGGACCUGGCGCCGAUGAGGUUAUGGAGGAUGUCACAUUAGCAACCCCAUCCGCUACUAAAACCGCAGUAAACCUUACCACCCUUGGUUCUGGUGCAGAUGGACCAGAAGCAGAAGCUGAACUCGAUUUCUCCCCCUUAGCUGAACUAGUUUCAAGUCUUUACACCGGUAGCUAUCGCUCAUUCUUUGGUGCUCUCGCUGCUGUUGAAGUCAGCUUCCUCACCCAAGAUCGCUACCUCUAUGAGCACCGUGGUUGGUUCGUUAGAGAGAUGCGUUUGAGAGCUUAUCAGCAAUUGCUACAAAGUUAUCGAGUUGUAGGCCUUGAGAGCAUGGCGAACGACUUUGGUGUUUCAGUCGAUUUUCUUGACCGCGAUCUAGCAAAAUUCAUUGCCGCAGACCGCAUCCCAUGUACCAUUGAUCGCGUCACCGGUAAAGGCAUCAUCGAAACCAAUAGACCCGAUGAUAAAAACAAGCAGUAUAAUGAUGUAGUCAAGCAAGGUGAUCAGCUGAUUACCAAAUUGCAGAAGUAUGGCCAAGCGAUGGGGGAAUGGGAAGUGAGAAAUGGGAGAGGAGAGGAGAGGAAAGAAAUACCAGAACUAAAAUGA